Messenger RNA from Microbotryum saponariae, 3460 nucleotides. NCBI's taxonomy places the organism in Eukaryota, Fungi, Basidiomycota, Microbotryomycetes, Microbotryales, Microbotryaceae. The record is from the annotation of a GenBank genome assembly.
AUGUCUUCCGAUCUCCUUGGCUCCAAGUUCACCGACGAUGACACCACCGCCGUCAACACGAUCCGCACCCUUGCGCUCGAGUGAGUGCAUCUCUAUCGCUCCCCUGCCUCCCCGCCCGUGGGUCGCUCAGCCUCGGUCGCUCGUCUGCCCGAGAUGGGACCCUCUUUGGCUCGCCACGAUGUGUAUAAAUCCCACAAAUCGCGACGUUUCAAUGUAACUGACCAAGUCUCAUGCGCUACAACCUGACAGUACGGUCAACAAGGUCGGUUUAUCAACAGGAUCCGCAUCCACAUGUAUACGGUUGGGCCGCGGAGGCUUGCUCUCGCCCAUCCGUAUUGUUUCUUUUCGCUGACUUGAACCUCGAUAUCAUCUCUCUCUUGACACGCCACACUCGCUACUCGGUAACAGGCCAACUCGGGUCACGUAAGCCUCUCCAUGCCAUCUCCCCGGCAGAACCCCCGAAGCCCCGAGAAUCUGAACCCCGAAAGAUAAAGUGAUGCUGACACAUGAAGACGUCGACCUGUUUUGUCUCGCACAGCCUGGUGCUCCCAUGGGAAUGGCCGUUGCUGCCCAUGUCCUUUUCUGUGAGUCAAAGGAGAAUCGCGCAGGUGGCGUGUCAUCGCGUACCGCUCAACAUCGAGCUCAUUUCCGCCCUCCCUUUCACCUCCAGCGCGAGUAAUGAACUUGAACCCCAAGAACCCUCAUUGGGUCAACCGUGAUCGAUUUGUCCUCUCCAACGGUCACGCCUGCGCCUUGCAAUACGUUCUCCUCCACUUGCUCGGCUACAAGGUCACGAUCGACGACCUCAAGAGCGUAGGCCCCUUUACCGUUUCUGUCGCCGUCCUAGGGGGGGGGUCUCUUAGUAUUCGAACUUGAGAGUAGUAACUGAUCUUAUGUCUCUCGUCCUUAUCAGUUCCGUCAACUCGACAGCAUCACUCCUGGUCACCCCGAGGUCGGCGUCACCGAGGGUAUCGAGGUCACCACAGGUCCUCUUGGCCAAGGUGAGCACCGAUGCGCCACGCCCCAAGAAACCUCGUAUUGACAAGAUCGGACUUCUUGUGUGCUUUUCUCAGGUUUCGCCAACGCUGUCGGUCUCGCGAUCGCCCAGGCCCACCUCGGCGCCACCUUCAACAAGGAUGGCUUUCCCAUCUUUGAUAACUACACGUAAGCCUAAUUGUGGAAGAAGCUGCCACUCUUGGCGUCCGCCGAAUUGCCAGAUUGACUCAGAUCUUGAUCUCUUCUGCGGCUUAGCUACAUGUUCACCGGUGACGGUUGCUUGAUGGAGGGUAUCUCGAGUGAAGCCGCUUCGCUCGCUGGCCACCUCAAGCUCGGCAAUCUCAUCGCCGUCUACGACGACAACCACAUCUCGAUCGACGGUGACACCGCCAUCGCCUUUACUGAGAACGUCGCCAAGCGGUUCGAGUCGUACGACUGGCAGGUCCUCAUCGUUAGCAAUGGUGACGAUGGCUUCACCGACAUCUUCGAGGCCAUCGAGGCCGCCAAGAAGGAGACCUCGAAGCCGACGCUUAUCCAGAUGAAGACCACGAUCGGCUACGGCUCCAAGGACCAAGGCACUCACAGUGUCCACGGCAACCCCCUCAAGAAGGACGACACGAUCAACAUCAAGCAAGAGUUUGGUUUCAACCCCGAGGAGUUCUUCGCAGUCCCCGAGGCCACGAAGAAAAUCUACGGCGCCGUCGGCGAGAAGGGUGCCAAGACCGAGGCCGCAUGGCAGAAGAUGUUCGACGAGUACUCGAGCAAGUAUCCCGAGGAGGCUGCCGAUAUCAAGCGCCGCAUUGCGGGCAAGUUGCCUGACGGUUGGGAGAAGGCCCUCCCCACCUUCACCCCCUCCGACGCCGCUGUCGCCUCGCGCAAGCUGUCCGAGACGCUCCUCGGCAAGCUUUCGGUUGCGAUUCCCGAGUUGAUGUCCGGAUCUGCCGAUCUUACCCCCUCCAACUUAGUAGGGCGAUUUACCUCUGCUCUAAUCGAUGCCUGGGGCAUAUGAAACGGCGAGCUGACCCUGUCGAAACUCCUCCACCGUCCAGACCCGUUGGUCCAACGCUGUUGACUUCCAGCCCAAGGAGAACGGUCUCGGCGACUUCUCGGGACGCUACCUCCGAUAUGGUGUUCGAGAGCACGGCAUGGGUGCCAUCAUGAACGGUCUUGCCGCAUUCGGGUCCGUUGGCGCAUCCCUUGGACAUGGGCGAUUGACGCUGCCCUGGACUGGAAGUAUAGCUGAUAUUGUUUUAUUGCGAACAUACAAACAGCCCCAACUUCAUCAUCCCCGCCGCUGGUACUUUCCUCAACUUCGUCUCCUACGCCGCUGGUGCCGUCCGUCUCGCGGCUCUUUCGCACCUCCGCGUCAUUUGGGUCGCCACGCACGACUCGUGAGGCCUACGAUCUUGAGUCCUUUCUCUAGUCUCUUCCGCUCAAUGCUGAAUUUCGUGACCUCGUUCCUAAACAGUAUCGGCCUCGGCGAGGAUGGACCUACUCACCAGCCUAUCGAGACCGUUGCCCACUUCAGGGCUCUCCCUAACUGCAAUGUGGGUCUACCGCUGCUCCGCACGCAAUGCGACCAAGACCAUGUGCUGACAAUCAACCGUUCUUUCAUCCAGGUCUGGCGCCCCGCUGACGGCAACGAGACCUCCGCCGCUUACUACAUGGCUUUGACCUCGACCCACACCCCGUCCAUCAUUGCGUGAGUUGGGCGAGAAGCGACACUGAGCCAGGAACGACGCUGACCCCGGCCCAUCGAACCGCUAUGCUCCUUGUCACUGCCCCUAGCUUGUCCCGCCAAAACCUUCCCCAACUCGAGGGAUCGUCUCUUGAGAAGGCCAAUAAGGGUGGCUACGUUCUCCACGAUGCGGCUGAUGCCGAUCUGACCCUCGUUUCGACCGGUUCCGAGGUCUCGAUCAUCGUCGAAGCCGCAAAGGCUCUCGAGAAGAAGGGCCUCAAGGUCCGCGUCGUCUCCUUGCCGUGCUGGGAGAUCUUCGACCAACAGUCCAAGGACUAUAGGCUCUCGGUCUUCCCCGACGGUGCCCCCGUCGUCUCGGUCGAGGCUUACACCGUGAGUCCGCUUGCCGCCGGGGCUCUUGCGUUCGGUCCGGCUGUGGCUUCCGUUUUGAGCGCGGCGCUGACAACGAAGAGUGUACCCAUUGCUAUCCUUCUGCAGACUCUUGGAUGGUCGAAAUACGCUCACGAGUCGAUCGGUAUCAACACCUUCGGUGCUUCGGGUCCUUAUCUUAAGGUCUAUGAGAAGUUCGGCAUCACGGGCGAGAGUGAGUGGCGCGACCGGCCCGGUUGACCUGCACGCGCUGUAUUCAUGCUGACGGGCUCGUGCCGUCUCCCCGAACGUUCCUUCCCCCGAACAGAUGUCGCCGCCAAGUCGCAGCAAGUCGUCGAUGCCUACAAGAAGGCGGGCCACUUUGUCGUCUCGCCCCUCAACAAGGUGUUGCUGUAA